This is a messenger RNA of Anas platyrhynchos (mallard), 2655 nucleotides long. RefSeq names its product kelch like family member 30 (gene KLHL30). NCBI's taxonomy places the organism in Eukaryota, Metazoa, Chordata, Aves, Anseriformes, Anatidae. Gene Ontology annotation, molecular function: protein binding. The record is from RefSeq and is a predicted model, not a curated record.
AAGGCUGUGGGGCGAGCAGGCUGAGCGGCUCUGCCCUGCCGGUGCCUUUAAGAGCAGCUGGCUGGGGAAGAGCAAUGUCCCCACGCCAGCUAAAAAUACCCCCCCCAGCUCAGCCCCCACCACCACCCCGGGUGUCCCUCCCAAACCCCGGCCACUUCCCUCCCGGCGGGGGCAGCUGGAUGGGACACCGCGCGCUCCCAGCGGGGCAAACCCAGGAACGCCCUCAGCCACGCUCAGCCCGGGCUCCUUCCUCCAGCUGGGACCCGCGGCCUCCUCGGCGGCCGAGCCCAGCGCCAUGGUGAGGAACGUGGAUGACUUCGACUUCUGCCUGCCGUCGCACGCCCAGGGCGUGCUGGAGGGGCUGCAGCGGCUGCGCUCCCACCCCAAGCUGUCGGAUGUGCUGCUGCUGGCCGGGGGGAGGGAGUUCCCCUGCCACCGCGGCGUCCUGGCCCUCUGCAGCCACUACUUCCACGCCAUGUUCUCCGGGGACUUCGCCGAGAGCAUCGCGGCCCGCGUGGAGCUGAAGGAGGUGGACCCGGCCGCCCUGGAGACGCUGCUGGACUUCGCCUACACGGGGAAGGUCACCAUCAACCAGGGCAACGUGGAGGGGCUGAUGAGGACGUCCAGCCAGCUGCACUUCCCCACCAUCCAGAAGGCCUGCAGCCGCUACCUGCGGCAGCAGAUGGACGCCACCAACUGCCUAGGUAUCUGCGAGUUCGCAGAGAGCCACGGCUGCCCCGAGGUGUCCUCCAAGGCCUGGUCUUUCUUGCAGGAGAACUUUGAGGCCGUGUCUCAGCAGGAGGAGUUCCUGCAGCUCUCCAAGGAGAGGCUGGCCGUCUACCUCUCCAACGAGCAGCUGCAGGUGCAGGAGGAGCAGAGCGUGGCUGAGGCCGUGCUGCGCUGGGUGCGCCACGACCCGGGGCCCCGAGCCCAGUUCCUGCCCGAGCUGCUGGAGCUGGCCCACCUGGUCUCGCUGCCGGACCAGUACCUCCAGAACCUGCUCGCUGCCGAGCCCCUCGUCCGUGAUUCAGCCGCCAGCAAGGCCCUCGUGGCCCGGUCCCGCGCCGCGGUCAGCAGUGGUGAGGUCUCCACCGCCCCGCAGAAGCAGAGCCCACCGCAGAAGCUGGAGGAGGUGCUGGUGGUGGUGGGCGGCCGGGUGCUGGAGGAGAGCGAGGAUGAGGAAGGGGGGCUGGAAAUGCCGGCUGCCCCCAGGAACUUUGCCUUCUACAACCCUAAAAGCCGGCAAUGGAUCGCUCUGCCCGACUUCCCUGACUACAACAAGUGGGGCUUCUCCCUGGUGGCGCUGAACAACGACGUCUAUGUCACAGGUGGCUCCCGGGGGUCCCAGAAUGACACGUGGUCGACAACCCAGGCCUGGCGCUUCUGCCCCAAGGACGGAGCCUGGACACCCAUCGCCUCCAUGCUGCGAGCCCGGACGAACCACACCAGCGCCGUCCUCAACGGCGAGAUCUACGUCAUCGGGGGGACCACGGUGGAGGUGGUGGAGGUGGAGCGCUACGACCCCUACAACCAGAGCUGGUGCGCCAUCAGCCCGGCCCUCAAGUACGUCAGCAACUUCGCCGCCACCGGCUGCCUGGGCAAGCUCUACCUCGUGGGCUCCUGCGCCGUCAAGUACAACGCGCUCACCCUGCAGUGCUACAACCCCGUGCGAGAUCUGUGGAGCGUGAUCACGUCCCCCUUCAUCCCCAAGUACCUGUCGGCCCCGCGCUGUGCCACCCUGCAUGGGCUCAUCUACCUCAUCGGGGACAACACCAAGAAGGUCCACGUCUAUGACCCGGAGGCAAACAUCUGGCAGAAGGUGCAGCUCCUGCACACGCUGCAUGAGAACGGCGGGAUGGUGCCGCUGGGCGACCGGCUCUUCGUCACUGGUGGCCACUGGAAGGGCAUGGACGGGGACUACCGGGUGGAGAUGGAGGUGUACGACUGCGCCAAGGACCGCUGGACGCGGGAAGGCUCGCUGCCCUGCCUCUGGCUCUUCCACAGCUCCUCCUCCAUCUUCAUGGACACCUCCAAGUGGACAGAGGCUUUCCAGGGUGACCAUGGGUGGUAGGAGCACCCGCAGCAGUGCCUGCGGGCUCGGCCACAGCCUAGAGGGAGCUGCUCGGGCUCGUGGCCCCGGCAGCACGGUCACCCCGUGAGCUGACAGCUCCAGCUCCCGACCUGGCCCUCCCUGGGGAGGGGAGGUGGGAACACGCAGCCACCACGGGGUAAAAGGCUUCUCCUUCCCACCACACUUCGGCCGGGGAUUUUUUUUUUUAGUUUGUUUUUUAAGGACUGCCUCUUUGCCCUCUGAAAUCCCCACGCUUUUCAUGGUGUUUGGAGGGAGACGCGCUCACCCAGCACACCGCUGCUUCCCAGUGCUCCCCCUUUCCCCAUGGCUUUGAUUUCCAGAAGACAAGGGGGUAUUGGGGCGCAUCUUCCCGUCCCAAUACCUACCCGUGGAAGCUGCACUUUGGCGGCUCCUUCCCAGCUCUGGCACUUGUUGCCCUGUUCCUGGGCUGCACGUGAAGCACCCCCCUGGAGGCCAACGCGGCCCCCAGCAGCAUGCUCCUGGGCUGCCAGGGUUGUUUGCCCAUGAAGCUGUUCCGUGUUGUGGUUGUUGCUUUGUGACCCAUUAAACGUGCACAACGAGGA